AUGGCAAACGCACAGCUGAAUUUGAAGUUCGUAAUUAACAAGAAAAGGGGCCAGAAUUUAGCCUAUAAUGGUUUCAUCUACAGAAUCAUACGCAGAAAUGGUGAAAAAUCUUGUCGAGGAUCCCUCUCUGCCCUUAACAACAUACCAGUUGCUUUUGGAAGACAGGAACACAACCAUCCAGCAGAUCAUGCAGAAGUUGUGGCACAGCAGAUCAGAAACAGCAUCACCAAGAGAUGUCUUGAAGAAGUCAGACCCAUACCAGCAAUAUACGAAGAAGAACUCCGCAAGCUCCGAGAUGAAGAAUGGGAUGAAAACUGCAAAGCGGUGGUACAGCGACUGCCUACCUUCAAUACAGCCAAGUCGUCACUCUACAGAGCCCGCCGAAAGGAAACCCCAGCGCUACCAAAGACUCUUUCUGACAUCAGACUGGAAGGGAAGUGGACAGAAACAUCAACCGGAGACAGAUUUCUUCUUUUUGACGACGGAGACCAGCAGAACCGAAUUAUAGCCUUCGCCACUACGGAGGACCUACGAUAUCUCUCAACUGCCGACACAUUCUACUGUGAUGGAACAUUUUACACGUGCCCGAGCUUGUUUCAUCAGAUGUACAGCAUCCAUGUGGUUAUUGAAGGAAGGAUGACGCCAGUCGUAUUUGCGCUACUACCAGGAAAGAGUCAAAGAAUCUACACUCGACUGUUUACCCUAUUCAAGGAACACAUGACUCAACUGUACCUGCCUUUCGCCCCAACCCAUGCAUUCGCCGACUUUGAAGUAGCAGUACACAACGCCAUUCGCCAGACAUUUCCAGGAAUCACCAUGAAAGGCUGUUUUUUUCCAUUUCACCCAGAGUGUAUGGAAAAAAGCACAGACAACUGGACUGCAAACUCUAUACCGGGACAACGAAGAUGUUAG
This is a messenger RNA of Ylistrum balloti, 912 nucleotides long. RefSeq lists its product as uncharacterized. Bases 1 to 912 code for a protein of 303 amino acids. The record is from RefSeq and is a predicted model, not a curated record. The transcript has a single exon. NCBI's taxonomy places the organism in Eukaryota, Metazoa, Mollusca, Bivalvia, Pectinida, Pectinidae.